UUCCCCACCCACUCCUGAUCCCAGACCAGGCAGCCGGAGGACAUUGAGCAACACCGAGGUUUUGAGUUUUUGAUAGUGAUAACCCGCACCAGGACUUCCCAGCUGGAACCGGAGUGGGCUCAGGGCCAAGGCCUGCCACCCUCAGGGCAGGCAGGAGAGGCAGGAGGGAGGGCCUGGAGCCCAUUGGAGCAGAGGCGCCUGCACCCCAGGGAGGCAGGUGUGGAGCUGAAGCUGCUGCCUCCAGACACGGGGUGGACAGACUGCAGGAGGCUGGAUGCUGCAGAGUGUGGCCAGCAGAUGCUUCCUCUCCUAGCAAGGCUGCACACUCAGCCUACCUGGCUCAGAGCGGAAAAUGAAAAGUCACUGGCACUACACCAGGCUGCCCAGCCAGGUGGAAGACACACAAUCUGGAGAUGAGAAUGAGCAGGAGGAAGAGGUGGAGGAGACCGCACAGGAAACAGAACCUGCGCCAGACCUAGUCCUAGGCUCACCCCUGGAGGACCCCUUAGAGCCCCAGUUGGCAGAAGCCAGCCAGGUUCUGGGAACAUCCGAGAUUAGGCAGCUCUGCCGCCACCUGCCCCCAAGAGUCACCGGACUUUCCUGGAGCCUGGUCUUCUGCACAUGGAGGGAUGGCUUCAGCCUGCGAAACCUGUACCGGCAGAUGGAGGGCCAGAGUGGGCCGGUGCUACUGGUGCUAAGAGACGAGGAUAGGCAGAUGUUUGGCGCCUUCUCCUCCUCAGCAUUUCGACUCAGCAAAAGCUUCUACGGGACUGGCGAGACUUUCCUCUUCUCCUUCUGCCCUGAGCUGAAGGUCUUCAAGUGGACAGGAAACAACUCAUUCUUUGUAAAAGGAGAUACGGAUUCCCUGGUGAUGGGUAGUAGCAGUGGCCAGUUUGGACUGUGGCUGGAUGGAGACUUGUACCGUGGCGGAAGCCACCCCUGUGCAACCUUCAACAAUGAGGUACUGGCACGGCAAGAGCAGUUCUGCAUCAAUGAGCUGGAGGCCUGGGUGCUGGGCUGAAGUCUGGUGUGGAGCUUCUUGUGGCACUGAAACCUACUCCUGGGAGCUUCUAGGCUCUUCUUCAGGGAAGUUCCUCAGCCCACACAUGGAUGGCCAAGCGUCCACAUGCUCAAGGUGACUGCAAGCCAGCAGCUUGCCCAAGCUCUGCAGA
Messenger RNA from Suncus etruscus (white-toothed pygmy shrew), 1172 nucleotides. It is a transcript of the gene TLDC2, whose product is annotated as TBC/LysM-associated domain containing 2. Gene Ontology annotation, cellular component: nucleus. The record is from RefSeq and is a predicted model, not a curated record. Lineage: Eukaryota; Metazoa; Chordata; Mammalia; Eulipotyphla; Soricidae. The transcript is spliced from 8 exons. The coding region runs from base 353 to 1021 and encodes 222 amino acids. Gene Ontology annotation, biological process: response to oxidative stress.